Molecule: messenger RNA, 2929 nt
Organism: Ostrea edulis (European flat oyster)
Lineage: Eukaryota; Metazoa; Mollusca; Bivalvia; Ostreida; Ostreidae
Product: dynein regulatory complex protein 11-like
Exons: 17
Coding region: 180-2726 (848 amino acids)
Molecular function (GO): protein binding; ATP binding; ATP hydrolysis activity
Source: RefSeq, a predicted model, not a curated record
AAAAUUAAAAUACGAGAGAAGCGAGGUCAACUGGGUACCAGUUUAAAGUUUGCAAACGAACUCCGGCAAAUAUACCGGUUACGGAAAAGGACGAGCGCGUGAUCCGAUUGUGGCGGAAGUUUGCCCGUAACCAUAUAAACAUCAAUGGUGGAAAUGAGUUGGUUUAAUGAUUCUUGAAAAUGUCUCAUAGUACAUACAACAAACAAUGGCAGGAGGCACAGUCCUCUUUGAUGGACCUCCUGCAACAGGAGAUCCCAGAGCAACCUCCAAAACCAGAAAAGGAUCGACUUGCUGCAUUCCAGCUGUUGGCUACAAUGUAUAUAAAAUACAUUCAAAUAUUCAGAAAAUUAGAGGAAUGCUAUGACCAGAUUGUACAUCCUCAAAAGCGAAGAGUACUGCGCCAUGUCUUGGAUGGAACUAUGGGAAGAAUAUUAGAACUGAAGCAUGAAAUGGUCAACCUAGAGUUUUCAGAAUAUCACUAUUUUGAUGAUGUUUUGUCUGAUUUAAAACUCACACCGAAUGACGUUGAAAUCCCUAUUCCAAAAUUCUUCACCAACGAGAGAUAUGAUGUCAUAAAAGAAAGGGAAAAAUUGUUGGGUAAAAUACUGGCCAAGAUUGGGCCCCAAGAAAAGGAAGAUCAGAAAGAGGAACUGAAAAUGUCUCUGGAAGAUGCUAUCAAGCUCAUUCAAGUCCAUGAGCGAGCGCGUCAGGGAAGACUCCGAGCAAAGUUCAUGAAGGAGAUUCGUGAGCAGGAGGAGAGGGACAGGGUAGCACAAACUCGUGGUGCCCCCACACUUGACCCUGAUGUGGCGGCUUGCAGAAUUCAGAAGGUGUGGAAAGGUUUUGCUCAAAGGAGACGAACCAAAAAAGAAAGGGAUGAAGAAAUGAUAUUCAUUGGCAUGGCACCACCACCCUUACCUACAAGUAUUAAGAAUACCCCGCAGGCCUUGGCUUUGAAAACUGAGGCAACCAGACGAAUCACUCAGUCUAAUCAUGAAAAUGAGUAUCAGCAAGCCCUGGGCACAAUCAAGGAGAAGAUCAAAGAAACCGAGGGCCCGGACAUUAAAGAGACCAUGAUGGAUCAGAUCAGACAAUGGUUCAUUGAGUGCAGAGAUGCCCAAGGAAAGUUUCCGGAAUAUCCAGAUGAGGAUGAUGGAGGAUCUGCUCUCAUCUUUAAGGAAAAGAGUCCUGAGGAACUGGAAGCUGAGCUGAAUGAUAAGGAUGGAGACAAGAAGAAAAAAGACAAGAAAGGAAAGAAAGACAAGAAGGACAAGAAAAAAGACAAGAAAGGAAAGAAGGAUAAAAAAGGAAAGAAGGGGAAGGGAGGAGAUGAUGAGGAAGAAGAAGAGGGUUGGAAGAUGGCAGAAUCUGGCUUUGUUCCAUCAGUCAAUGAGGGAACAGAGAAGUUUAAAUCCGUGUGGAUGACCCGUGACGAAAAGGAAAACUUUUCUCAGAAACAUGAUGCUGAACUUAUCAAAGAGGAAAAGCGAAAGGAGGUGGAGGAAGAAAUCCGUAUUCAAGUGGAUGAGCUCAUGAGAGCCGAGCUGAAAAAUCUCAAAGCGGCGGUAGAUAGAGACAAGGGAAAGAAAGGAAAAGGGAAAAAGUCCGGGAAAAAGAAGAAGAAGAAGGGAAAGAAGAGUGGGAAGAAAGGGAAAAAGAAGAAGAAGGAAAAGGAUUUGACUCCGGACAGGACCAUAGAGUCUCUGUACGAGGAACUAGUGAAGGAGGGGAUCAUCGUGAGAUGUCCUCAGAUUCGUCUGUCCAAUUUUGAGGGCGAGUACAGCUAUCUCGGAACCACUCUGAGACAGGCCAACAUUGAACCCAUGCCCUCAUUAAGCGAUGUCAGACGACUUGUCACUGAGUUUGGAAUAUUACCACUGGGAUCCCAGGCGGUCCACGAACAAGCCCCCCUCACCAAGUCCAUCCUUCUGGCAGGCCCCAGGGGUACGGGCAAGAAAAUGCUAGUCCAGGCCAUCUGUAACGAAGUGGGCGCAAAUAUGUUUGACCUGACCGCCGCCAACAUAGCUGGCAAAUACCCAGGAAAAGAUGGCCUCAAAAUGCUCAUCCAUCUUGUAUUCAAGGUUGGCAGAGAGUUGCAGCCAUCUGUUAUUUACAUAGGAGACUGUGAAAGGAUGUUUAAAAAGAAGAUCCCUAAAACGGACCCGACCGAUCCAAAAAGAUUGAAGAAAGAGCUCCCGAAGAUCAUGAAAGGAGUGAAGUCGGAUGAUCGCCUGCUGUUAGUGGGGACUUCACGAUGUCCGUUUGACGGGGAGAUGAAACCACUCUGUAGUCUGUACCAGAGAAUCAUCCUCAUACCUCGUCCAGACUAUGCUUCCCGGCACUUGUUGUGGAGAAGAUUGAUCCUGAAGAAUAACGGCGUCAUCACAAACAUACUGGAUGUCAGCUCCUUGUCCAAAGUAACGGACGGCUACACCCCAGGCCACAUGCUGACCGCCAUCACCCAAGUCCUGACAGAAAGGAGGAUCCAAACAUUGUCCAAGAAACCUCUACAGUCAGUAGAGUUCAUCGCCCCCCUGGCUCGCAUAGACCCCAUCUACAAAGAGGAGGAGGAGGCGUUUAAGGGUUGGUAUGCCAAAACACCACUUGGCAAGAAACGUGCAAAGGCGGCUCAAGCUGACGACGACGAUGGUGGUGGUGGAAAAGGGGGCAAAGGCAAGGGCAAAAAGGGGGGCAAGAAGAAGGGUGGAAAGAAAAAGAAGAAAUAGAUGAUGGUGCACCAUGGGACUUUUGUCAUUAACGACUGUGAUACAGAAGUUGUGCUAAUAUCAAGACACUUGAACUCGGCUUUGCACUACAACUUUUCUUUAUUCAAGUCCGAUAUUGAAAAUGGACGACUGAAUGAAUGUUUUGUGAUAUAUGAAUCCUAUAUGUGAUGUUUGUAAAUAAUAAAAAUGUACAUUAUACAAUA